Molecule: messenger RNA, 2193 nt
Organism: Aethina tumida (small hive beetle)
Lineage: Eukaryota; Metazoa; Arthropoda; Insecta; Coleoptera; Nitidulidae
Product: GTP-binding protein Rhes
Exons: 5
Coding region: 281-1297 (338 amino acids)
Molecular function (GO): GTP binding; GTPase activity
Source: RefSeq, a predicted model, not a curated record
GCGUCACCGUCGUCGGUACAUUGAUGCGGCUUUUCGCUAUGAAUCGUGUUUCUCUCGUCGCGGAAUAGUAACAAUGACAAAAAUUUUUAUCACUGACUUUUAUUCAUUACCACACAAAUUAAGGACAAUUUAUUGUUAGUUUUAAGAAUUACAAAUAACUGUCUAUAUGAGUGUUUGACAUUUCCCGUGAUGUGCAACAACGACCAGGCGACGAGAAGGAGGAUCCAUCGGCCGAACAAGCAGUGCGCCGCUUCGUCAUCGCCGCAAGCCAACGAUCACGAUGAUCAGUUCGUGCACAAACUGGCUGUGUACAAGGAAAGAUGGGGCGGCCGGCGAAAAGAUGGCCAACCACCAUCCGCACGGGCCGCUCGAACGGAAGGACGUGCAGCCGGUAGUGACAAGCGGACCGGGACCCAGUCCUGGAAGCUCCAACUCCUGUGACGAUGUCAUACCGCCGCCUAAGAACUGCUAUAGGCUAGUUAUGCUAGGUUCUUCUAGAGUAGGUAAAACAUGCCUAGUGUCGAGGUUUUUGGGCGGUAAAUUCCAAGAGUGCUACACACCGACCAUAGAAGAUUUCCACAGAAAACUGUACAGAAUUAGAGGGGAAAUUUAUCAACUAGACAUACUCGACACAUCUGGAAAUCAUCCAUUUCCCGCAAUGAGAAGACUGUCGUUUUUAACAGGUGAUUUAUUCGUAAUUGUAUUCAGCAUGGAUAGUCGCGAAACUUUCGAGGAGGCAAUAAGGCUGCGGGAACAAAUCAUCGAGACGAAAGUGAACGCUGGAGCGUCGUCGAACAGCGGCGGUGGUCUGACCAGGAAAAAAACUCUGCCCAGAGUGCCCAUGAUACUCGCCGGGAACAAGUGCGACAAAGAAAUGAAAACCGUAACGCCGGAAGAAGCCCAAACCUACUGCGACACGCAAGACUCAAGCUGCGCCUUCGUGGAGACGUCGGCCAAGAAGAACCUGAAGGUGGACGAAGUAUUCUAUCAGCUGUUUCUGGUAGCCAAUCUGCCGCAGGAAAUGGCGCCCAACCACCACAAGCGAAUCAGCGCCAAUUUCGGGGCGCCGUGCCCUUUGCCGCCGUCGGCGCCCUCCCAUCAUGCUAAGAAAUACCAUUUAUCGGUCAAGAGGAGACUGAGCGACGCGUGCGGAGUAGUGACGCCAAACGUGCGCAGACCCAGUAUCAGAACCGAUCUGAUGAUCAUGAGGACCAAAACGUGCAGUCUCGGUGACGGCAAUGUCAAUUCCACCGGUUCGAAUUGGCGGAAAAUUGAGAACAACUGUGUCCUACAAUAACGUCACCAUCACAUUUUCAUUUCCGUUACUUUUCAAGUACUUAGUAGUUAGAAAUACGAAUAAACACUCUGAGUGUGAGUGUGAGUCUUUCAGUUUUUUCGCUUACUUACGCUACAGAUUCGUUAUCCUGGAAAUUACACAAACAGAUAAAAUGUUUCGUAGUUAGUAAACAUUGCUAUGGAUGUAUACAGAUCAGAGAUAUAAACGGCUGUUGUUCUAAUUUCAGAUUGCAUUUCUCGUGAAGUAAGUUUACGAACUUGCAGAAUAAAUAUAAAGUCAUUUCAUAAGCAUUUCAUUUUUCAAAUAAAAUAAAUAUUGAUAAGCAAUAAGUCAUCGCUCUCUUUUCCAGAUGGAAUUGAUAAAAAAUAUUUUCAUUUUAUUGUCACAGUCGUAAAUCACCCAAUUGUUUAGUCAAACUUUUUUAUGGUAAAAUAUCAACAAAACUGGUGUUAUGGAUAUACUUCUUACCUAUCAAAAAAAAAAGAAUUGUCUAAAUAGAAAUUAUCAAAAAUUAAUUUAUUUUAUAUAUACAUAUACUGCGAAAACUUCUCUAAAAAUCCAGGUGACGAUAUCAUUUAAUAAUCUUUAUCUCUUAAUAACUCUUGUGGACCGACAAACCUACACUAACAUAUAUUCUAAAAUUUUAAAUAUUACCCCCGUUAAUUAUAUUUAGACAAUUAAAGUUACUUAAACCAAUUACUGAGACCAAAUUAGAACAUUGUACAAACAUAACUAUAUCAUAAUAUCAAAAGUUAAUAUGCAAAUAUGUAACCGCAUAUUUUAUGUGCAAACAUAAAAUAUAACAUAAAACUAAAUAAUGAUAAUUAUUUUUGUGGUUUCAGUAUCAUUUUCAUAAUAACAUUUGUGUUAUUUGCUAACGACAAAGACCACAUAUA